CUAUCUUUUUUUUUUUGGUUAAAAAAAAAACGGAAGCAAAGAGACAUGUGAAUGUUGUUGUGUCUUUUCCUAAGUUCUUUGAAGGAGAAUAUGAGGUUGGGAUUAAUCUCAAUUCAUCAACGAAUCUGAUUCCGUCACUUUGUUCUUGCCUCUUUCUUCUCCUUCUCCAUUUCUUCUCUUUCUCUCCUUCAAUAUUCAUAUUUGGUUGAUUAUUUCUUUAGUAGUUGUAGAAGCUUCGUAAGCAGCAAAAACUAAAAGAUAUGAAGCAACUCUGGGCUUUGUUGUUCUUGUCUUGCCUUUGUACUGGAUUGUUCACAAAAGCACAUUCUGAGAAACCAAAAGUUGUAAAAAUCGGUUCUAUAUUCAGUUUUGAUUCAGUGAUCGGCAAAGUUGCUAAGAUUGCUAUUGAUGAGGCAGUGAAAGAUGUGAAUUCAAACCCAGACAUUCUCAGAGGAACAAAGCUUUCUGUUUCGAUGCAAAACUCUAAUUGCAGCGGUUUUAUGGGCAUGGUUGAAGCAUUGCGGUUUAUGGAGAAGGAUAUAGUUGGGAUCAUAGGACCACAAUGUUCUGUAGUUGCUCAUAUGAUAUCUCAUAUGGCAAACGAACUUCAUGUGCCUCUUCUUUCGUUUGCUGUUACGGAUCCUGUAAUGUCGCCGUUACAGUUUCCGUAUUUUAUUAGGACGACUCAGAGCGAUUUAUACCAGAUGGAUGCUAUUGCUUCUAUUGUUGAUUUCUAUGGUUGGAAAGAAGUAAUUGCUGUGUUUGUCGAUGAUGAUUUCGGAAGGAAUGGUGUGGCUGCGUUGAACGAUAAGCUUGCGAGUAGGAGAUUGAGAAUUACUUAUAAGGCUGGUUUACAUCCCGAUACCGUUGUGAAUAAGAAUGAGAUCAUGAACAUGCUAAUUAAGAUCAUGUUGCUUCAGCCGAGGAUUAUUGUGAUACAUGUUUACUCGGAAUUGGGUUUUGCGGUUUUUAAGGAGGCUAAGUAUCUUGGAAUGAUGGGAAAUGGGUAUGUUUGGAUUGCUACGGAUUGGCUCUCCACGAAUCUUGACUCUUCCUCUCCGCUACCCGCUGAGCGAUUGGAAACUAUUCAAGGUGUUCUUGUUUUGCGUCCGCACACGCCUGAUUCUAGUUUGAAACGGGAGUUUUUCAAGAGGUGGCGCAAGGUUUCCGGUGCUUCUUUGGAUCUUAACACGUAUGCUCUAUAUGCUUAUGAUUCUGUUAUGCUUUUAGUGCGUGGUUUAGAUAAGUUCUUCAAAGACGGUGGGAAAAUAUCGUUUUCUAAUCACUCAAUGCUUAAUACUCUGGGAAAGAGCGGAAAUCUCAACCUCGAAGCGAUGACCGUCUUUGAUGGUGGAGAAACUCUACGUAAAGAUAUCCUCGGAACGCGUAUGGUUGGUUUAACAGGACAGCUUCAGUUCACUCCGGAUAGGUCUAGGACCCGUCCAGCUUAUGAUAUAAUCAAUGUGGCCGGAACCGGUGUUCGCCAAAUAGGCUACUGGUCAAAUUAUUCUGGUUUAUCAACCAUAUCACCCGAGUCACUCUACACAAAGGAGCAACCAAAUAUGUCUUCUGGUACAACAAGUCAGAAACUAAGGCAUGUGAUUUGGCCGGGAGAAACGUUUACAAAACCUCGCGGAUGGGUUUUCUCUAACAAUGGGAAAGAACUCAAGAUUGGUGUGCCUCGUCGCGUUAGUUACAAGGAGUUUGUAUCACAAAUUCGUGGAACCGAGAAUAUGUUCAAAGGGUUCUGCAUUGAUGUGUUCACAGCUGCAGUGAACCUUUUACCGUACGCAGUCCCUGUCAAGUUUAUUCCAUAUGGAAACGGAAAGGAGAAUCCGAGCUACACGCAUAUGGUUGAGAUGAUAACAACUGGUAAUUUUGAUGGGGUAGUAGGUGAUGUUGCCAUUGUAACUAACCGGACAAAGAUUGUAGAUUUCACACAACCGUAUGCAGCAUCUGGACUAGUUGUUGUUGCUCCUUUUAAAAAACUGAAUUCAGGAGCUUGGGCUUUUCUCCGACCUUUCAAUCGACUUAUGUGGGCAGUCACGGGUUGUUGCUUUCUCUUUGUUGGCAUUGUUGUUUGGAUCUUAGAACAUAGGACUAACGAUGAAUUCAGAGGCCCGCCGAAGAGACAAUGCGUCACAAUUCUUUGGUUUAGCUUCUCGACCAUGUUUUUCGCGCAUAGAGAGAACACAGUUAGUACACUUGGGCGGUUGGUUCUGAUCAUAUGGCUAUUUGUUGUACUAAUUAUCAACUCGAGCUACACGGCUAGUCUUACAUCGAUUCUUACGGUUCAGCAGCUCUCUUCACCCAUCAAGGGAAUUGAAAGCCUUAAAGAAAGGGAUGAUCCGAUCGGGUACCAGGUGGGUUCGUUUGCAGAGAGUUAUUUGAGGAAUGAACUCAACAUAUCAGAGUCACGGCUCGUCCCACUUGGAACACCUGAAGCAUAUGCCAAGGCAUUAAAAGAUGGACCAAGCAAAGGAGGUGUUGCUGCAAUUGUUGACGAGCGUCCCUAUGUCGAACUCUUCCUCUCCACCAACUGCGCCUAUAGGAUCGUCGGUCAGGAGUUCACCAAAAGCGGCUGGGGAUUUGCAUUUCCUAGAGACUCUCCUCUAGCAAUAGAUCUAUCAACAGCGAUCUUAGAGCUGGCAGAAAACGGAGAUUUACAGAGGAUCCAUGACAAAUGGCUAAUGAAGAACGCAUGCACUCUAGAGAACGCGGAGCUCGAAUCAGACAGGCUUCAUCUAAAGAGCUUCUGGGGGCUGUUUCUCAUAUGCGGUGUUGCGUGCCUCCUCGCUCUCUUCCUAUACUUUGUUCAGAUCAUCCGCCAGCUCUAUAAAAAGCCAAGCAAUGAUGCCAUUGCGAGAGAUCAGCAGCAGAAUCAUGACUCCUCCUCCAUGCGCUCCACUCGUCUGCAAAGAUUCUUGUCCCUCAUGGAUGAGAAAGAAGAGUCCAAGCCCGGAAGCAAGAAGAGAAAGAUCGAUGGAUCAAUGAACGAUACUUCAGCAGGAUCGACACGAUCACGAGGAUUCGACAGAGAAAGAAGCUUCAAUUCAGUAAACCCAUUAGAUUGAAAGUGUAGUUACAUAGACAUGCAAUAUUCUUUAACUGAUUAUAAUUUCAAAUUGUAUCCCUAACUGAAAAAUUUAAUUUUUUCUAGACAUUUAUUAUAGUAUAGUAUAUAGUAUUUAUA
This is a messenger RNA of Arabidopsis lyrata subsp. lyrata, 3193 nucleotides long. RefSeq names its product glutamate receptor 3.3. Bases 261 to 3074 code for a protein of 937 amino acids. Lineage: Eukaryota; Viridiplantae; Streptophyta; Magnoliopsida; Brassicales; Brassicaceae. The transcript has 7 exons. Gene Ontology annotation, molecular function: glutamate-gated receptor activity. The record is from RefSeq and is a predicted model, not a curated record. Gene Ontology annotation, cellular component: plasma membrane.